Hydractinia symbiolongicarpus is the source of this 1229-nucleotide messenger RNA. RefSeq lists its product as uncharacterized. The record is from RefSeq and is a predicted model, not a curated record. The transcript has 4 exons. Bases 611 to 946 code for a protein of 111 amino acids. NCBI's taxonomy places the organism in Eukaryota, Metazoa, Cnidaria, Hydrozoa, Anthoathecata, Hydractiniidae.
GCUUUAAUUAAAAGCUAUAUAAAUCCCAAAUAAUUUAUAAGGACCUAAACUAAAAUUGCAAACUAAUUCACUGCAAAGCAAGUUGAAAUUAUUCGUUUCAAACAUUUAUUUCAAAAAUAAAUUUUUGAAAUUUUUUAAAAUGACUAAUUUGUGAAAAUUAUUCUUUACGGAAGGUAAUUUUUAAUAUAAUUAAUAUAAACUGGCUAAUAUAAUUAAUAUUAUUAAUAUAUUUAAUAUAAACUGAAUUAUAUACAGAAAUAUCAUAUUCCACAUAUUAUGGAAUCACACAAUCCAUACUCACAUCAUCAUCAUCAUUCUCGGCUUAACGUCCGUUUUCCAUGCUAGCAUGGGUUGGACGGGGUAUAUUAAUGACCCUCUUCCAAUCUGAUCUAGACUGUGUUAGAUCUAAACUCAACUUCCUUUGUAUCAACUCACCUUUUUAACAUAUUUUAAAACUAUAUGUAGCUGUGUGGAUGUCUUUUUAAUACAGUUGGCACAAAGUGUGUGAAUUUUUUUUUGACAAUGGUAAAUAUAUGUGUAUACAUUUUUAUAUAGCGAAAUCUUCAAGAAUCAUUUGUAUUGGUUGGUACCAUAACAGUUAUUACAAGGAAUGGGACUGAUGGCAUGGCCUAUCCUAUUAUCUUGGGAAAAAAAUGGUAACAAUUGGAAAGUUCAAACAUCGUCUACGUCAAAUAGUUUAGAAAGUAUGUUGAUGAGAGAAAAUAUCAGGUUGAAGAAGAAAAUUUCAGAGCUCGAGAACCAACUUUCAACAGACUCUACAAGCUUACCUAUAGAAAAAAACCGCAAAAAAUGUCCAUUACAGUCAUGUGAUAGUUGUGUUACAAAUUUAUCUCGGCACAUGAUAGAAGUACACUAUUGGCCCCAGAGUAAGGCAAAAUAUUGCGUUGGCAUAUACGGAUUGAGGAAACCAGGUGUUAGGUUUUAGGUUGUCGAAACAAAAGAAUGAGUUUGCACCUCCAAGACGUCCACAAACUAUCAAAAGGACCUUACUAUUAUAGUAUGUUGAAAUUAGCCAGGGUGUGUGACGUUGCAUCAAACAACGAAGUACACAUAUGACAUCCAUCCCUGCCAAGCAUGUCGCCACUGAUGAUCGCCACUGAUCCGAAGUAACAGAUUCGGAUAGUGACAUGGAAGAUGACGAAGUGGUUGACUCUGCUGAAAUUUUAGAGAGGUUUGUGACAUAUAAAAUUUCAGUUGAUGGAGGGAAG